Lolium rigidum is the source of this 1317-nucleotide messenger RNA. RefSeq names its product UPF0481 protein At3g47200-like. Bases 1 to 1317 code for a protein of 438 amino acids. The record is from RefSeq and is a predicted model, not a curated record. NCBI's taxonomy places the organism in Eukaryota, Viridiplantae, Streptophyta, Magnoliopsida, Poales, Poaceae. The transcript has 2 exons.
AUGGCGGAUGAGACCGUGGAAGCAUGGGUCGUGGACGUGGAGAAGACUCUCGUCGACUCCCAGCCAGAGGCGGAAGGGGCAAAGUGGAUGGCUCAGAGCAUCUACCUGGUGCCGGCGCGCAUGAAGAUCCUCGGCGCCGGCGCCUACAAGCCGCGCACAUUGUCGCUGGGCCCCUACCACCAUGGCGACCCCGACCUGCUGCCCAUGGAGGUGCACAAGCGCCGCGCGCUCCGGCACGUUGUACGGCGCUCCGGUAAGACGGCCAGGCAGUUCGUCGCCGGCGUGGAGGAGGUCGCGGAGAAGCUGGAGGGCGCGUACGCGGAUCUCGGCGACGAGUGGCGCGGACCAGGCAACAGAAGCCGCUUCUUGCAGGUGAUGGUCACCGACGGGUGCUUCCUGCUCGAGGUGAUGAGGAUGGCCGCGGCGGGGGAGCACGUCGGGGACUACGCUCCCAAGGAUCCAGUCUUCAGCAUGCAUGGCCUUCUGUACACAGUUCCACACAUCAGGCUGGACAUGGUCAUCAUGGAGAACCAGCUGCCGCUCCUCCUGCUACAGAAGAUCAUGGCCCUGGAGAAUGUCAAUACUAAUUUGACCGACGAAUUCGCCAUCAACCGAAUGGUGCUGGAGUUUCUGUCCACGAUGUUGCAGCCGCUUCCGCCGGGCAUCGGGCUGGCGCUCCACCCCCUCGAUGUUAUCCGGCGGAGCUUCCUCUCCGGCCAGGACCAGUUAACUUCGAUCACACAGGGCCAGGGGUACAGCAUCCCGUCGGCGUUUGAGCUCUACCACGCCGGGAUCAGUUUCAAGGCGGGCAGUACGAUCAGCCCACGUUGCAUUAGCUUUCAGAAUGGCGUGCUGACCAUGCCUCGGUUUGUUAUGGACGACAGCAGCGAGUACUUUUUUCUCAACAUGAUGGCGUUCGAGCGGCUCCACGCCGACGCCGGGAAUGACGUGACGGAGUUCGUUCAGUUCCUGGGCAGCAUCCUCCUGUCAGCCCAGGACGUGAAGCUCCUGUGCUCCGAGGGGGUCAUCGAGAACAUACUCCACGAGGACGAGGCGGUCGUGGGCAUGUUCAAGCGGCUCGCCACCGACUUCGUGGUCGUGCGGGGCAGCGCCAUCGGCCACUUGUACCAGCAGGUGUACAUGUACAUUUGGAACAAUCCCUGUCGGGGACUCACCUACUGGUUCACGCAGUUCGUCAACACCUACUUCCACACCCCUUGGAAGGCCAUCUCGCUCUUCGCCGGCACUCUCCUCCUCAUGCUCAGCAUCGUGCAGACCUUGUACGCCGUCCUAUCUUUCUAUCGCAAAAAGGACUAA